This is a messenger RNA of Saccostrea cuccullata (small rock oyster), 1047 nucleotides long. RefSeq lists its product as uncharacterized. NCBI's taxonomy places the organism in Eukaryota, Metazoa, Mollusca, Bivalvia, Ostreida, Ostreidae. The coding region runs from base 163 to 834 and encodes 223 amino acids. The record is from RefSeq and is a predicted model, not a curated record. The transcript has 8 exons.
CGUAGACCAGUUUGUUUUAGUACGAUAUGCCUUUGCGCAUGCUUUGAAGUGCUAAAUUCGGUUUCAUGGCUGAAGAAUGUAAACUCAAAUAUAGGCUUUGGAAAAAUGGAUUGAAUAACCAUAUAGAAUGGUGCUGAAAAUGAUUACUCUGAUGCACCAAUCAUGGUGGAAAUGAAAGAUUUAUUUAUGAUGUUUGUCUGUAUCAACAUAUGUAAGAUUUUUCUGUUCAAAGAGGUUAAUGCGAUUGACAAUCGACACUGUGCCGUAGCUUUAGAUACAAUGAGGAUCGUAAAGAAGUGUCCCUUAAACUUAAAAGAGAUAAAAGAAGCAAGCAAGAGAAAAAAAUGCGAUAUCUUAGCUAAAACACAAAACUGUACCGAACCUGAGAAAUUCAAAUAUCAUUGUGUUGUGAAUGGUAAAAGAACUGCAUUCGUGGAGGUGUGUGCACCAGAAAGAAGAAUGAAUGGAUUCUGUGCAGAAUUCAACAUACUUGGUGCAAGAAUUCAGGAUCAAUAUAGGACAGAAUGCAAACCAUCAUGUCCGGAUUUUUACCAGUCAACAGAAGCAUACAAAUAUGGAGAAUGCUAUAACUUAACGUUUGACAAAAUCUCAACGGCAUCCAGUACGUUUCCCAAUACACCAGAACUAAAAGAAGAUACACAAGAACUACAAGAAGACACACAGGAAUCUAGAAAACUUUUAAUUACCAUACUUUCUCUUGUAAUUCUGAUAAUUCUGCUUUUUCCUGUGGUUAUUGGAGUAAUACUAAAGAGAACAAAGGAAAAAAGAAUAUGUAGGACCAUGGAAAUUGAAAUGGACAGGCUGAAUAUAUAGAAGUUACUAUAUAGGGAACAGCUGGGUGAUAGAAAAUCCAUCAGAAGUUCAAACAUCUGUAAUUAUAUCAGGAAAAAAGUGACAACAAAUGACAACAAUAAUGCAAUUAAGAUAUAAAAAUGUGUCUAAGGAAUUUCACUUAAUGGAGAAUAUUAACAGAAAGAAAUCUAUUUACAUUGCUUUUUCAAGGUUUACUCCUUUUGGAAAAACUUU